Molecule: messenger RNA, 696 nt
Organism: Penicillium argentinense
Lineage: Eukaryota; Fungi; Ascomycota; Eurotiomycetes; Eurotiales; Aspergillaceae
Exons: 3
Coding region: 1-696 (231 amino acids)
Source: RefSeq, a predicted model, not a curated record
AUGGCAGACCAGCCAUAUGAUCCAAACAAUCUACAGUCGGUCCUGCGGACUCUGACGCGUCUGGCAGGCGAGACCGCUGAAACCACUCGGCCAAUAGAGGCCACCUCUCAAGACCCGACUCGCCAUUCAGUGCCCCGUCUCGAACAGACCGAGAGCACCGGGGCCAAAAGGUCGUCGACAAUCACGACUUGGCCCGAAGGGCUGCGCUACGUGAUCAACACGUUCUGCACGAACGAGCGCGCCAAAUCCCACCUUCGCCGGAUGAUCCGUAACGAGCGUGCCCAUUAUGAAGCGUGGCUCGAGGGCCGUCGACAACUGGAGGCACAGCAGGUGACCCGCGGCCAGAAGCACAAGGAGCUCCAGCGUGUCCUGGAAUCCAUCGGUGCCGAACCCAGUCCUAACAGCACUCAGCAGAACCAGCCCGCGCCCUGGAAAGAGAUGCAGGAGUAUGACCUGCGAGGCUGGAGUGCCGCCCAGGAGCUGGACGGUCGUCAAGCCGACCAGAUGAGGGCCAUGGAUAUUCCGUUCUUCACCACUGAUCCGAGCUUGAUCGUCGGUAGUGAGAGCACGACGGCCAGUUCGGCCGCUGCCACCACUACGGACGACUCACGACCCAAGGUCACGAGAGAAGAACUGCAGACUCUCCAGGAGCGAAUGGUCGACCUCCUGAAGGAUGUUGUCAGCUCGAGCCUUUGA